AUGUCGCACUUUCAUAGACCGUUCCGAGCUCAGCAUGUCGGUGCAUCGUCUUCGCCUGCCACGCCAGCCACGCCAGCCACGCCAGACACCCAACAGACACCGCAAGAGCUCAUCGAUCCCAACGUAUAUGGUCCCUUUGGCCAUGAGUACCACCACACCUGUGUGCACUCCUCGCACGCCGUGGCUUCGCAACCCGCUUCGAGCUGGCACAAUGUCGAGACGACCGAUCAGCAUCGACGCGAUUUGCAAGCUGCCUCGCACGAAACUGUGAUCCCGCUACAGCCAAUCGGCACUACUCAUUCGGUCUCGGAUUCGAGUCAGGCCGACUUUGUCACGCAUGCCGAGCCCAUGGCUAUCGACUACACUCAGGAUACCAGAUACACGCUUCGCUCAAGCAUGGAAAAGCCGCACUCGCACUCGCACUCGCCCUCGCACCUGCACCUACGUCGUCGAUCCAGGGGCUUGCACCAGCACUCUCGUGCCGGAAGCUUGUUCGAUAUUGUGCAUGGUCGCGAGAGGAGCAAACCAUCCGACAAGCCACACGUCGAGGUUCACGGCGACGACGUGCCGAUUACCCUGCGACACCUGCUCAAACGUCCUUUGAUCCGCCAGUGGCUGCACGGCAACAAGCUCUACCGCGAAAAGGACGAACGCAAACCCAGCCAGUUCGAACUCGUCUUUGACCUCAUCUUUGUCGCCGUAGUCAACAAACUCGGACAUGCGACCGCCGAGAGCAGCUCGGCGAUCAACGCGUUCAAGUUCGUCUUGAGCUUCUGGCCGUGUUUCUCAAUCUGGACCGACGUACGUCUCUUCUUGAACACGAGCGGCACCGACGACAUGCUGGAGAGGCUCUUGUUGCUCGGAUGGAUGAUCUUGCUCAGUGGAUACUGUGCCAAUGUUUCCGCGGUCCAGAUUGUCAAGGCGACUCCCGAGCUGUUGGCCAAGCUGCACGGCCAAGAGGCGCUCGGUCAGGCACCGGAACAGCUCGAGAAUCAUAGUAUCGUAGCCAAUCUCGAGAGCAUCUUUCGUCGUGCGGCGAGCGCGGCGAGCGCGGCGGAUGCUUCGGAAAGCGUAGAAUUGGCGGUGCCUGCGUAUCAAGACUACUGGUUCACCAACGGAUACGAUCGCGCCAUUCACGCUGCUAUCGGCUUCUUUCUGGUGGCCAAACUCUGGCGCUUGGGCAUCUAUAUCUACUACGGAUUCUGCCUUCCCAAAUUCCGCAAGGCUCUCUGGUUGAAUGCGUUGGCGCUGUUUGUGAUCGCUGCCAUCUACAUCCCGAUCACCAUGACUGGCGAUCCGUUGCUUAUCGUGAUCCUCCUGUCGACCGGCAUCUUUGUCGAGCUCGCUCGUGCCUACGUGGUUGCUGCCGCCAUCAAACUCUUCCACGGACGUCAGAAGCGAACCGGCAACCAUAUGUUCAUCCCUGCGCAAUCGCACGAACAUUCAAUCGAGCGCUAUGUGCUUUUUGUCAUCCUCAUCGUGGGCGAAUCCAUUAUCAGCAGCAACUUCACCGCCGGCUUGGGCCACUAUGGUGUCAAUGACGAAUUCGGUCGUGCCGCUUUAGGCAUCACGAUCAGCGUACUCGUCAUCUGGAUCUACUACGAUGCCGACGGAAGCCGAGUGUACCAGCAUGCACUCCGAAGGAACAGCUUUACGAGCAUCACUUUCAGCCACAUUCACUACCCGUUGACUGCAGCGUUGGUGCUGAUGGCCACGGCGCUGUCGAGCUUGAUCUCGCGCAACGAGAUCAAGGGUGGGUAUGCGUGGUAUUUCGGAGGCUCUGCAUCGUGUGUCUUGGUGUGCUUGGGCUUGAUCGGCUGCUUGCAUAGGAACUUGGACGUACACGCAUCUCGAAUCGUUCCUCGCUGGGUGGUCAUCGCUCUGCGAUUCGGCCUGGCGGUCGAAUUUGCUCUGCUCCCACUCAGGGGCGAUUGGGACUCGCUGAGCCUGAUGAGCAUCGUUGGCGGCAGCUUGGGUUUCUUGGUGCUCUUCGAAACACUAGGCAAGAUCGGCGCCGUGGGUCGAAGGUUCGAUGCCCAAAAGACGAUCGAGAUGUACGCCGACAUGGACGCCAGAGGCGAAAAGCAGUUGAAACUCGAUAAGAGGGCUAGUUGGCAUCCCUUUGACGACCUCACUGCCGGCGAGAGGGGUGAAGAGGACGUAGGCAUCGAAAGCGAGAUUGGCCAUCUCGAGCAACGCGAUCUCACACACGGCCAGAGAUGGGCUUACGCUGCCUAA
Messenger RNA from Mycosarcoma maydis (corn smut), 2238 nucleotides. RefSeq lists its product as uncharacterized. Bases 1 to 2238 code for a protein of 745 amino acids. NCBI's taxonomy places the organism in Eukaryota, Fungi, Basidiomycota, Ustilaginomycetes, Ustilaginales. The transcript has a single exon. The record is from RefSeq and is a predicted model, not a curated record.